Phaethon lepturus (White-tailed tropicbird) is the source of this 3669-nucleotide messenger RNA. Its product is annotated as latent-transforming growth factor beta-binding protein 2-like. Gene Ontology annotation, molecular function: calcium ion binding. The record is from RefSeq and is a predicted model, not a curated record. NCBI's taxonomy places the organism in Eukaryota, Metazoa, Chordata, Aves, Phaethontiformes, Phaethontidae.
UGCACCAACGCCCUGCCGGGGCUGACCAAGCUGGAGGACUGCUGCGGCAGCGUGGGGCUCUUCUGGGGCGCACAGACAGCCCUGGCUCCACAAGCCCGGCCGGCACACCCUGUGAUUGAGAAUGGGCAGGUGGAGUGUCCCCAGGGAUACAAGAGGCUGAACCGGAGCCACUGCCAAGAUAUCAACGAGUGCUUGAUGCAGGGCCUGUGCAAAGACGCCGAGUGUGUGAACACCCGUGGCAGCUUCCGCUGCACCUGCAAGCCUGGCACCAUGCUGGACCCAUCCCGUAGCCAUUGCAUCUCGGACAAAGCAGUGUCGAUGGAGCAGGGGCUGUGUUACCGCUCGGCAGCUGGAGGUGUGUGCUCCUUCCCCCUCUCCCACCGCAUCACCCAACAGAUCUGCUGCUGCAGCCGUGUCGGCAAGGGCUGGGGGAAGAACUGCGAGGAGUGCCCUGCACCCGGCUCAGAAGCCUUCAAGGAGAUUUGCCCAGCAGGACAUGGGUACACCUACUCCAGCUCAGAUAUCCGCCUGUCGAUGAGGAAGGCAGAGGCAGAAGAGCUGCCCCUCAGCUUGGAAGAGCAAGGGGAGAGCAGCAACUGGACGUUGUACUGGGCAGCAAGGAGACAGCAACUGCAGGACAGCCUGCGUGGGAGCAUCCUGGAGGCAUUCCCCCACCCUGGCACCUCGGCAGGAGAGGGUGAAGUUUCUCCUGCUGUGCAGGGUGCUGCUGAUGCCACCACAGAGCACACCAGGCACAGAGAGGAAGAGGAGUUCUGGCAUGGGCCUCCCCAGCCUGGCCCCACCACCAUCUGGGAUGCUGCUGCUCCAACACAGAUGCCAGCACAGGGCUCGGGGACCAGCGGCUGUGCCUCUUCACCCCUCUCCUGCGGAGCCGGUGCUUGUGUGCUCACCCCAGAGGGAUACCGUUGCUUGUGCCACCCCGGCUAUGUGUUGGACCACAGCCACCUCCACUGCAUCGAUGAAGAUGAGUGCCUGAAAGAUCCUUGUGCUGGAAAAGGUCGCUGCAUCAACAGUGUGGGCUCCUAUUUCUGCCUCUGCUACUCUGGGUACACCCCGGUUGUCUCGGACGGCAAGCAGAGCUGUGAGGAUCGAGAUGAAUGUGAGCAGCCCUCUACCUGCCGGGGACAGCGAUGCAUCAACACCCCCGGCUCCUACCGCUGCGAGUGCAAGGAGGGCUUUGCCAUGGGCCCUAGAGGACAGUGCGAAGAUGUCAACGAGUGCGUGGAUCCCAGCCCUUGCCCCCGUGGGAAUUGUGUCAAUACGCUAGGCUCCUACAAGUGCGUCAGCUGCGGGGACGGCUACCGGCCCAGGAACGGGAGAUGUGUUGACGUGGACGAGUGUCUUGUGGAGGGGACGUGUGCUCACGGACGUUGUGUCAACCUAGAUGGCUCCUUCCGCUGUUCCUGCUACCAGGGCUACGAGAUGACACCUGAUGGGAAGAGCUGCCAAGAUAUCGAUGAGUGCACGGCCCAGGCCACCUGUCCUUCUGGACUCUGCCUCAACACCGAGGGCUCCUACUCCUGCAUGGCUUGUGACGCCGGCUAUGCCAUCUCCAGAGAUGGCAGCACAUGUGAAGAUAUGGAUGAGUGUGAGGACCCUGCUGUUCAGUGCCUACGGGGAGAGUGCAGGAACACCCCAGGCUCCUAUGUGUGCCACUGCCAGGCUGGCUUUGAGCUCGUCAACGGCACGGUGUGCGAAGAUGUGAACGAGUGCCUGAACAGCGAGAUCUGCAGCCCCAAUGGCGAGUGUCUCAACAGUCACGGAUCCUAUUUCUGCAUUUGUGCCCCUGGCUUCUCGAAUGCAGCUGGGGGAGUCAGCUGCCAAGAUGUGGAUGAAUGCGCAGACAAGUCCCGGUGCUCACAAGGCCAGUGCCUGAACACAGAAGGCUCCUACAGGUGUCUGUGUGAAAAUGGAUUCAAACACUCCCAGGAGACUGAUGAUUGCGUGGACGUGGAUGAGUGUAAAGAAUACGGGGAUGCCAUCUGCAGCACAUGGCGGUGCCAGAACAGCCUGGGCUCCUACCGUUGUAUCAUGGGCUGCCAGCCUGGCUUCCACUGGACCCCCUUGGGUGACUGCAUCGACAUAGAUGAGUGCGCCAACGAGACGCUGUGCGGGAGCCACGGCUUCUGCGAGAACUCGGAUGGCUCCUUCCACUGCCUCUGCGACCGUGGCUAUGAGAGCUCACCUUCCGGGCACUACUGCAUUGAUGUGAAUGAAUGUGAGCUGAUGGUCGCUGUCUGUGGGACUGCACUCUGCGAGAAUGUGGAGGGAUCCUUCCUCUGCCUGUGCCCCAGUGACCACGAGGAGUACGACACAGAGGCAGGGCAGUGCCAGCCCCGAGCAGCCAUGGAAGGCCCAGAGAGACACGCAGCCCACCUCUCUGACAGCGCAGAGCGCAAGCAGUGCUACUACCACAUCAAUGACGUUCGCCUGUGUGACAGUGUCCUGGCCAAGAACAUCACCAAGGAGGAGUGCUGCUGUACUGUGGGGGCAGCCUGGGGUGACAACUGUGAGACUUACCCCUGCCCCAUCCUGGGCACAGUGGAAUAUCAAGAGAUCUGCCCUCUUGGGAAGGGCUAUGUUCCCCAGGAAGAUCUACUCUCAGGAAAAGUCUCUUUCACAGACAUGGACGAGUGUGAGACAUUUGGCUCUGAGUUCUGCCGCAAUGGACAGUGUUUGAACACGGUGCCGGGCUACAAAUGCUUCUGCCGUACAGGCUACUUCUAUGACUCCGGCAGGCUUGAGUGUGUUGACCAGGACGAGUGUCAGAACGAAGUGUACUGCAUCAAUGGUGAGUGUCUGAACACAGAUGGCUCCUACCACUGCUUCUGCAGCCUUCCUCUCGUGUUGGAUGCCACUGGCAACCGGUGUGUGAACCUCUCCAGCAGGGCAGAUGCCCUGGAAGAGUACGAAAUCCACCUGGACGUCUGCUGGCAGACCGUUGCCGACUACAUCUGCCAAGACCUGCUGCGUGGUGAGCAGACCACGUACACUGAGUGCUGCUGCCGACUUGGCGAAGCCUGGGGCCAGAACUGCGCGCUCUGCCCGCACAGGUCCUCCGCUGAUUUUGCUUUCCUGUGUAACGGGGCCAGUGAAGACAGUGAGAGAGGGUCUGAGCUCCGAGAAAGACCUAGGUAUGAGUAUGGACCGGGCUUGGAAGACUCCCACUAUGGCCUUCCCAGCCCAGAUAUGGGCCCCUACUACAACUACUUGGAGUCUGAAUACGGAAACCCCGAUGCUGGUUUCCCUCGGAGGGAAGCUAACAGUGAGUUUCGUGGCAGCCCUCUCCAAAAAAACGGCCCGGGCCGGCCCCCCCCCCGCUCCCGGCCCAGCCAAACUGGACUCUACGAGGGCUUCGAGGGGCUGCAGGCUGAGGAGUGCGGGAUCCUCAACGGCUGCGAGAACGGGCGCUGCGUGCGUGUCCGGGAGGGCUACACCUGCGACUGCUUUGACGGCUUCCAGCUGGACAUGACUCACAUGGCCUGCGUGGACAUCAACGAGUGCGAGGAGGUGGGUGGCCCUGAGCCCCUGUGCCAGGGCGGCACCUGCGAGAACACGGAGGGCUCCUACCGCUCGCACAACUUCUCCGCCACCUCUACGGGCCAGGGCUGCCCAGAGCCCAGCAGCAGUGUAGCUCUAGGGGAGUGA